Hemicordylus capensis (graceful crag lizard) is the source of this 2200-nucleotide messenger RNA. RefSeq names its product small integral membrane protein 29 (gene SMIM29). The record is from RefSeq and is a predicted model, not a curated record. The transcript has 6 exons. Bases 307 to 612 code for a protein of 101 amino acids. NCBI's taxonomy places the organism in Eukaryota, Metazoa, Chordata, Lepidosauria, Squamata, Cordylidae.
ACUCCUCCGGCCCAGGCCUGACUCCUCCCCGCCCGUCCAGCAUCGGCUGCGGCUCCUCCCCUUGCUGAUGUCUGCUGUCAGUCACGCGCACCUCUUGGCUCUUCCGGGUGGUGGUUGUAGGGGCGUGAGCGGCUGGGCGCAGGUUUGGGCAAAGCCGUGUGGCCUGUCGGGAGGAAGAUGGCUCUGUCCGGGGAGUGAUUCUACAGGGAGCGGCUCUUGCAGUCCCUGAGAGUGCCGAAGGGCGGACUUCCUGAUGAAGACAGAAGCUGCUUCUACGGUCCCCCUGGAGCCACAGUUUCUUAUGCCAUGAGUAACACCACCAUGCCCACCUCUGCUGGGCUGACCAACGACUCCCUUGUGAGCUAUGUGCUGGUGCCAUUCUUCCUUAUCACCAUUGUCGGGGUCAUCAUGGCUGUGAUGAUGUACAUCCAAAAGAAGAGGAGGUAUGACCGGCUACGUCAUCACUUGUUGCCAAUGUACAGCUAUGAUCCUGCAGAGGAGCUGCAUGAGGCUGAGCAGGAGCUGCUGGUGGAGCCAGAGGACACAAAGGUGAUGCGAAGCUGGGGAGGAUACCAGCCAUACCGUGCUUCGUUUAUGGACGUGAAGGCUUAAUGCAGCUCGGAAACAGGGCUUGGAUGGAUAAUCUCUUACCUGGCGCUUGGGUCAACUUGAAUUGCUCUCAAAUGCCAUUAACUUUGAAUCCAAUGGCUUUCUUUCCACUUCAAUACUGUGUCCCCUUGUCUUGGCUUCCACUGAAAGAGAGUGGUUGUCUACCUUUGCAUGUUUGGUGCAGAGAAGCCUGGGGAAUUGAAGGACAUGGUGGUUGUGGAAAACCUCUCACUUGGCAAGUUAACUCUCCUCCUGCUUGGCCUUUGAGAUGUAGGGAGAUGCUGCAGCUUCCAAAAUUUCAGGUAAAAUGCCACUAAAUGGCUCCUGACCUACAAUCCUCAAAAGACUUAGCUUCCUGAAAACCCAGCCUGAUCUUGGCUUCCUUCUGUGAAUAAGCAGUAUCAGUGCUAAGUCUGUUGUGACAUUCCAGUUCAUUUGCUAAUUGCCCCCUGCCUACAUUCCUAUGCACAUAAUGGGCAUAUCGCUUAGCUAUUGGGUUCCCAUCUGUGGAUGUAGGGAAAGUGAAUAAAAUAGUGAAGUGCACUGCUAGAGAUGCAUGUGUGUGCACAUGGGCACACAAGCAGGAGGAUUUGUGAUGUAAGAGAUCUCACUUUGUUUGAAGUAUCUGGCAAGGAAUGCUUGCAGGUGAGUCUAGAAUUAGCAUUUGUGCUGUUGUGGCUGGGAGGGUGCAGUUUUGCUACAAAAUACAUUCGGGAAGCAUUUGGCAUGUCGGUCAGAAGGGGCUUUAAGAGUGUUAAGAGUUUCCUUCAAUGGAACCUUGAGUUCAGCAAGGUGCUUCUUUCUAUGACAAUUUUGUAUUUGAUAGGUCAUCCAUACAUCUUGUAAAUAAAAUUCAGCGUACAUGGGAGCAUCCCUGGCAAAAGCUCAAGCUGCUCUCAAUCGAUGCUUACCUUUUUGAGAAUAGCUUGUUGACCCCACUAUGGCACACAAUGGAAAUGUGAGAGAGGCAUCAUGUUGGCCUUGCUGUUGUCUGCUGCUCAGCUAGGAGCUGUUUAAUUUAUAUAGCCUAUUGUCAUGACUAGAAUGUUGGAUAGGAUUGCUUGGGCAAUACUGUGUAUUGCCCUCUUUUUGCUAUUGGCUGCAUUCAGAAGAUCUUCCAAACCAUGGUUUGGAGGACAGAACGAGUGUCUUACAUGUAGGGCUUAAGUCAUUAUUUGUGUCUUCAUCUAAACAGGAAAUAAUGAAUUGAGCCAGUGCUGUACAACUUGGUCCCUCUUGCAGAUAUUGGAGUACCAAAGUUGUGCAGUCCUGAAUUAAGCCCUACAAGUGGGGGGUGGGGAGGGGGAGAAGGGGGAGCAUGUGAACAAAUUCACCAAAUCAGUUUAGAAGACUGUCUGUAGCUUCUGUGUCUCCCUUUUUUCUUCAUUGAUUUUGGUUUUUCAACAUUCUGCUUUUCUACUACUGUCUUCCUCUUGCAGAGACUGUAGGAGAGAUCUGGCUUAUUUUGCUGCUCUGCAGGGCAUGUAUCAGGCUUAAUGAUGCAAUUUUGGUUCUAAGUAAUUUGUAAAACCUGAGGGUGGCGGGGGGAAGGCCUGGCUGUCAAAAUAAAAUGUCUUUAAUUUGUGUAUGA